This is a messenger RNA of Desarmillaria tabescens, 1701 nucleotides long. RefSeq lists its product as uncharacterized. Lineage: Eukaryota; Fungi; Basidiomycota; Agaricomycetes; Agaricales; Physalacriaceae. The transcript is spliced from 4 exons. Bases 1 to 1701 code for a protein of 566 amino acids. The record is from RefSeq and is a predicted model, not a curated record.
AUGAUUUCAUAUGUUGAGGUUGAUUCAUUGUUCUUUUCUGUUGUGGGAGCAUCUGUUAACGUCCUAGAGGCAGUAUCCACUGCUCGGCAUCGGCACGAAGGCCAACUUGGCAACACGCCACCAGAACGAAAGGAGCAUCGAGAACUAUGCAGGCGAGGUCUCCGAAUGCGCAACAAAACGGCUUCGUUUGCAGCAAGGCCGCCUCUGGAGAACGGAAGUCUGUGGAGGGUAAAAUGCCAGAGAGGUUGUGAAGAUCAGAUAGUUGUGUGGCUGACGAGCGCCAACGCGUUGAAGGAUAUCCUGCUCUCCGCCUUCGCCAUUUCCACGGCUCGGACCUGGGUUUAUAUCCAGAUUCAACCGCCAGGUUUAUCGACGAUCAAAGCAUUCCUAGCCUCUUCGGCCGCUAUUAUUCAGUCUUAUGAUGCCCCACUUCUAGAAGAAAUGCCUUUCGAAGAACAAGCGCGAACCUUGGAAAUGCGAGACGAUAAGGCUCUUCAGGUAUAUGACUGGGUCGUCGUCACAGAAGGUAUCUAUGCGGGGGAUCUAGGAUGUCUAGUAGCUUCGUAUGAAUGGGGAUGGGAUGUCCUGGUGAUACCAUGGCUCCUUCCACACGAGUCGCAAGACGUUCGCCAGAGAGGAAUGGUGACCGUACCAAAUUUGCUUACUCCUGACCUCAAUUCGAAGCUUGAGGUAGACCGAGGACUUAUAGUACUGGAAUGUCCGCAUCAAGGGGUCUUGCGUGCCACUGCUGCCCCAUUGGAAAUUCUCGCUCUUUUUCAGCAAAGUGAACACCCAUCUGUUAUUGCUGCGCAGCCCCAGGCACCGUGUCCCACCGAAUGGUGCUUUGAAGUUGGCGAAUUAGUCGCAAUCAGCGACGCUGCAAUGCACCCGUGUAUCGGACAUAUUUUUCAGAUCAAUAAUAAUGACUUGGACAUUAACCUGGACAAUGACUCUGGUAUACAUCACUGCCCUUACAUUUUUGUUUGCAAAAUCUUUGUCGUUGGGGACUACGUCCGUUGGGUUGAUACCGGUCGAGAAGGAGUUGUUCAACAUGCUGAUCAAUUUCAUAUCACGGUCGUCCAGCUCUAUGAGGACGGCCACCAUGAGGAGUUUGAAUGCGCUAAAAAUUCCGUUAUUAAGGCACUUCCACCUAAACUCGAUCCUUUAGUAUCUACGAUAGGUGCACCAUUCUUACCACCCCCGUCGCUUCCGCUGCCACCUUCACAAAGCUAUGAGCAUUUCGAACACUGGACACAUGAUCAUCGUCUUGUGGGCCGUGAAUUUCGCGUACGCAUUGGAGGAAAGGCAAAGGUUGUCAUGUUGCAGAAGGGCACGAAUGACCACGGAGCUCAGGCAUACAUUAGAAGAGGGAAGCGAAAGCUUGAACUGCUAGCCGACCACAAACUAAUUGAAGCGAUGCAUCCAGCCAACCCUCGAAACUAUGAGCGCUGGAUUGUUAUUAGAGGCGAGCACACGGGAAAGUAUGUUCAGGCCAUUCGGUAUGACAGGGCUGACAAAACGAAGGGAUCGCUUCAAUGGACUGUUGCCAUCAUUGAACCAAUACUAGGGGAGUUGGACAAGCUGACUGGAGAAAACCUAGAAUUGGACUCUGCAUCCCUCUGUUUGGAAGCUGAGAGCGAUGCGUCAAAAUGGAGGAAUAUGAAAUUUAGUCGGAAUCUUCGGGAGGAGGCUCGUUGUUAG